Molecule: messenger RNA, 1530 nt
Organism: Podospora anserina S mat+
Lineage: Eukaryota; Fungi; Ascomycota; Sordariomycetes; Sordariales; Podosporaceae
Exons: 3
Coding region: 1-1530 (509 amino acids)
Biological process (GO): adenylate cyclase-activating G protein-coupled receptor signaling pathway; cell surface receptor signaling pathway
Cellular component (GO): plasma membrane
Molecular function (GO): G protein-coupled receptor activity
Source: RefSeq, a predicted model, not a curated record
AUGCCAGAAGCAACAGCCAUCAUGAGUACCAUGCGUGGCCUCACCGAGGCCGAGGCGAACCACAUCAUUGCCAUCGAGCAAGGUUGCUCGGCCAUCUCACUGUUGGGGUGUCUUUUCGUCCUCGUCACCUUCUCCGUCUCUGAUGCCUUCCGCCAACGCGCCGUCAACCGCAUGGUCUUCUACGCUACCUUUGGCAACAUGUUGACGAAUGUCGCCACCCUCAUGACGAGAACAUAUGUCGGCGACGAGAACUCGUUUGGAUGUCAGCUCCAAGGCUUCUUGAUUCAAGUAUUUAUGCAAGGCGAUGCGUACUGGGCUUUGGCCAUGGCCAUUAAUGUGUGGCUCACAUUCUACCACAAAUAUGACCAAAGAAUGUUGAGAAGGAUGGAGAUCGCCUACUUUGUCUGUUGCUACGGUGUGCCAUUCAUUCCGGGAUUCACAUUCAUCUUUGCCUCAAACCAAAACGGGAGGCCAUACGGCAAUGCCGUCUUAUGGUGCUGGCUGAGGCCCGAAUGGGAGAUCUACAGAAUUGCGCUGUUUUACGGGCCUGUGUGGCUUUCCAUCGUCGUCACAAUGUUUAUUUACUUGCGGGCUGGGCGCGAAAUCUACCAGAAGCGACGAAAGAUGCUCAACUUCAGCUCCUCCAAUGGCACUGGCACAGUGGUAGGAAGCGAGCCGUUCUCACCUGUUGCAAACGAGUUCUCCACCGCCUUCAACUUCAAGACCACGGAGGUCACCCAAACCACCGAGAUUAUUCAGCCACCUGCCCCCCUCGCAGCCGCUCACUCAAGAACAAAGCCACCAGGUGCCCCUGCCGGGGCUCAGGUCAAAGACCCCAACUUCUCUUACUCUGUCAACAUUUCCGCCGAUCCCUCUGCCAACACACGUGUCUCCCUCGACGACGAUGACCUCGAAGCCGCCGAAAGCCCAACCACAUUGACGUCAACGAUGAGCAGCACCCAAAAGGCCAAGCAUGCCCGUGUGAUGAGCAGCGGUGGUUUCCAGUCCACACAGAUCUCCACCGGCAACUCCCCCAACCUUCACGCCCGCCGGCGCAACAUGGAGAAUAACAACGCGACCUGGUCAUACGCCAAGUGCUCCAUUCUCUUCUUCAGCGUCCUCCUCAUCACAUGGAUCCCUUCCUCCGGAAAUCGUGUCUACAGCAUGGUCCACCGCGGCGAGGUCUCCAAGCCGCUCUUCUUUGCCUCGGCUUUUGUGCUACCACUUCAGGGAUUUUGGAACGCCAUCAUUUACAUGGUCACAUCGUGGGCGGCGUGCAAGUCCCUCUGGGCUGCCAUUAUGCUCAGCCUCCCCGGCUGCUGCUCUGGGAGGAGCAGACGGAUGAGCGUGGUCGAGAUCACCGACGGCAAGCCGCAUCAUCAUACGCUUCGACGGGAUCAGGGGUAUUCCGGGCGGCAGUCGACAGUUGGGAAGUGGGUUGGGAGCAAGAGCCUGCAGGAGGAGAGCACGAGCAUGGAGGAUUUGACGAGGGAGGGGAGGUCACAUGCUGAGCGGACGUCGCCUGUGUAA